Molecule: messenger RNA, 1303 nt
Organism: Solanum verrucosum
Lineage: Eukaryota; Viridiplantae; Streptophyta; Magnoliopsida; Solanales; Solanaceae
Product: replication factor C subunit 2
Exons: 7
Coding region: 63-1058 (331 amino acids)
Biological process (GO): DNA-templated DNA replication; DNA repair
Cellular component (GO): nucleus; DNA replication factor C complex
Molecular function (GO): ATP hydrolysis activity; DNA binding; DNA clamp loader activity
Source: RefSeq, a predicted model, not a curated record
CUCCAAUUUGAAGUUGCAAUAGAAGGGUUUUAGGAAGGGCUUUUUUCUCUUGGAGUUGAGAAAUGGCAUCUUCUUCUUUGACAUCAUCUGGACCAGAAAUCCCUUGGGUUGAGAAGUUCCGACCCACCAAAGUAUCCGACAUCGUCGGCAAUGAAGAUGCUGUUUCCAGGCUUCAAGUUAUUGCUCGUGAUGGAAACAUGCCCAAUCUUAUUUUAGCCGGUCCUCCGGGUACUGGCAAAACCACUAGUAUAUUGGCUCUUGCUCAUGAGCUUUUGGGACCAAACUAUAAGGAGGCUGUGUUGGAGCUAAAUGCAUCAGAUGAUAGAGGCAUCGAUGUUGUUAGAAACAAAAUCAAGAUGUUUGCUCAGAAAAAAGUUACUCUACCCCCUGGUCGGCACAAAAUAAUUAUUUUGGAUGAGGCUGACAGCAUGACAUCUGGAGCUCAGCAAGCACUGAGGAGGACGAUGGAAAUAUAUUCGAACUCCACUCGCUUUGCUCUUGCCUGCAAUACUUCUUCUAAGAUUAUCGAGCCUAUUCAAAGUAGAUGUGCCCUGGUCCGAUUUGCAAGAUUAUCUGACCAAGAGAUCCUUGGACGCCUUAUGGCUGUAGUUGCAGCAGAAAAGGUUGCUUAUGUGCCUGAAGGUCUUGAAGCUAUUAUAUUUACUGCUGAUGGAGAUAUGAGACAAGGCUUAAAUAACUUACAAGCUACACACAGUGGAUUUGGUUUUGUCAACCAAGAGAAUGUUUUCAAGGUUUGUGACCAACCUCAUCCUUUGCAUGUGAAGAAUAUGGUGCGGAAUGUCCUUGAAGGAAAAUUUGAUGAUGCAUGUGCCGGUCUAAAGGCACUGUAUGACCUGGGAUAUUCCCCCACUGACAUUAUCACAACCCUGUUCCGAAUUAUAAAGAACUAUGAUAUGGCAGAAUAUGUAAAGCUGGAGUUCUUGAAGGAAACUGGUUUUGCCCACAUGAGGAUCUGCGAUGGGGUCGGCUCAUAUCUCCAGAUGUGUGGUCUGCUGGCUAAACUAUCAUUGGUUCGAGAAACAGCUAAGGCUGCAUGAUGAGACAGGCAUUGAAGUUUUUUGUCAAUUGAGAUGAGUCCUCGAUGGUCUUCCAUUUUAUCGCGCAUUCCUUACUUUUCUUGAAAAUAGCUAGCAUUUUAUAGCAAGUGUUAGCCUGUCGAAUUGCAAAGUUAAUACUGCAAUGAGGAAAAUGAUUGUUGAACCAUUAUGCAUUUCAAUUCUACAAAUGUGCAAAGGCAGCCUUUUAACUCUACUCUAUGAAUGAGCAUGUUAGAGAAGGACUA